AUGCACAUCGGAUACUCAUCCAUUCACGAAGACGAUGUACCCGACGAGCAGAAUGCGAGCCGCCUCGAGUAUUGUUUUGCUACGCUAUCGCCCACGUCCGGUGCCAACGCCGAUAGUUCUUCAGGUGGCGACCGAAACUUCGCUGUUACGUGCCGGUUCCAAGAGAUACCUGACGCGGAACGCAGCUGCUGGUUCGAUCUUGUCAGCGGCGGCGCUGUUAUUGCCGCGAACUUCCCCGUCCCAGCACGGCACGACGAAAAGGGUCUCGAAAUACCAAUGGGCAUCCUAGUCAGAAUUGCUGUCAUUCAUGACGCGAUCGAGUACAAGGGCGGCAUCGUUAUGAAAGGGCCAACCUUGAUGCUUGUUCCGAUCAAGCGCAACGCCGAUUUGUCCAUCAUCCAGUGGCACGUCGUGUCUGCCUCGAAGAAGAGGAAAAGGUUGACGUACCUUGAAGGCGUCGAAAAAUGCAAGCAACGGGCGCUGGUUGACGAGGUCGACUUGCAAUCGUUCUUGCGAUGCCGCGCCAUUGUCGGGUGGUGGGAUCAUGCGAAAUCGAGGCUGGGAGACGAGGACGUCAACUUCGACAAUCUGAGGUGGUCGACCGCGAAGCCCUACGAGCCCUUGAGGGUCCAAAACAUCGCGGCGGGCCUGCAGCAGAUUGGUGUGCUCAACAUCGAGUGCGCACCAGGCCGCAAAGACUCUGGGUACCUCGUCAAGUUCGAGGGACCGUACGGGGAGAUGCUCUCGACAGCGAGGGGAGAGAAAGCGUUCCUUUACGAUACCGUCCAACAGCGGGCCUGGCUCGUCACUUGGGAUGAAGUGAUCCUGCAUAUCAUUCGGAAGAGGAACUCGGACCGGCCUUUUGUCUGCAACGGCGCGCCCGUCAAGAUCCCAACCAUGGGCUCGGCCAUGCAGAGCCUCCUCGUGAACCGAAAGCUGGUCCUCGUAGACGACGAGGACGAACCCGAAACCUUGCGCUUGACGGCCAUCAGGAUUUUCAAUCAGCUCGAAACGUUGGCGGCCAUGGACGACGACAGGAGGCAGGCACCCGAGAAGGCGCUCAACGUCCCGGAUGUGCUCAUCGGCCACGAGUUCAUGUCGAUCUCGCUGGAAGACAGUCCCUGGGGGAAGGACUACCUAGCGGCUACGACCGACACGCUGCUCCGUCUUUAUUUCAAAGGCAAUGAAACAAGCCAAGAGUACCUUACGUCGAGCGGUCUCUGCUGGCACAAGCACCAAAGCGUGAAGCUGUUCGAGAAAUUUCCAGAGCCCGCCUCGAGCGAGUGCGGAUGCAGUCGUCUGCAGCAGAUCGUCCCGAAACCCGUGAGCAUCGGCGCCGUUGACCGCCCCCGUACGGUGGCGGCCGGAGGCGCCGUCAUCUUCGGGAUCGAGAGCAUCAUGGCCAAAUUAACCCUUCCAACCGUGCUCUGGCCGAAGAAGGAUGCCGUCAUGUAUUCGCAGCCGAAUCUUCAAAUCGAGUGCAAAAUGGCAUGCGAGAACGGCUCGCUGGACCGAGUCAAAGAAGACAGAGCCGGCAGAUUGUUUAGCGCUCCUCCAACCCCAAUCAGCGAAGCAUGGAAGAAGAAGGCUUGGGCAAAGCGUGGUAUUGAUGGGGAAACAUUGACUAUCCCGGAAAACGGGCUCGGGGGUAAACGUCAAAAGCAUUGAUGGUAAGGAGGGGGGUUGGGGGGGUAUCGUGGGAGUAUGUGCAGCAAAUAUCACAAGUAGAAAUAUGCCAUGAGAUAUAACCAUUAGUUGUUGCCCCGUAACCAACGGCGUCGUUCUGUUACGUGACAGAACACCAUCGCUACGGUCCCCAGAACCUUCAUAGAAACCGAAUUGGCCAGUAAUGAAACGAAACUAGGCUACAGAGGGACAUAUACACAC
Messenger RNA from Colletotrichum navitas, 1887 nucleotides. RefSeq lists its product as uncharacterized. The record is from RefSeq and is a predicted model, not a curated record. The coding region runs from base 1 to 1668 and encodes 555 amino acids. The transcript has 2 exons. NCBI's taxonomy places the organism in Eukaryota, Fungi, Ascomycota, Sordariomycetes, Glomerellales, Glomerellaceae.